Molecule: messenger RNA, 3363 nt
Organism: Recurvomyces mirabilis
Lineage: Eukaryota; Fungi; Ascomycota; Dothideomycetes; Mycosphaerellales; Teratosphaeriaceae
Gene: VAM6
Product: Vacuolar morphogenesis protein 6
Exons: 1
Coding region: 1-3363 (1120 amino acids)
Biological process (GO): vesicle-mediated transport; intracellular protein transport; endosomal vesicle fusion
Cellular component (GO): fungal-type vacuole membrane; cytoplasm
Molecular function (GO): protein binding
Source: RefSeq, a predicted model, not a curated record
AUGCUCUCCGCAUUCCGGCCAGAAGCCAUCCACGAGCUCAAAGCACGAGACAAGUCCAAGAUCGAAUCGCUAUUGGCGUACGGCGAUCGUCUACUUGUUGGCCUCAGCACCGGCUCUCUACGAAUAUAUCGUGUGAACGAACAGUCAUCGCCAGCACCCUGGACAGAAAGCAAUGGCGAGGGUAGCCAAGCUCCUACUCCAGCGACCAUCCCACGAUCGAUCGAAUUACUACGAGAAGAAGAGAAAUUUUCACGGCGACCGGUGCAGCAACUAGCCAUCGUCAAGGAAGCCAGCUUGCUCGUCAGCCUGAGCGACGGCUAUAUCAACCUCCAUGACCUCCAGAGCUAUGCGCCAGUCGAGCGCAUCGAACGAACGAAAGGCGCUACCUGCUUUACAGUUACGAGCAAUGUCGUCAAGGACCUCGAAACUGGUGUGCCGUCUCUAGUCAGCCGACUCGCAGUAGGCGUGAAGCGAAGAGUGCUGUGCUGGACAUGGCGGGAUAUGGAAAUGGAGGGUCAGGAACCGAUGGCAUUGGACAUGGAGGCCAGUGUCAAGAGUCUGAACUGGGUGCAGAAGAGCAACAUGAUGGUGAGGCUAGUGGUAGGCAUGGAUCCUGGAUUUGCCAUCGUGGAUGUGGAUGCUACGGUGGGUAGUGAAGGCGCGGCAGGCGAGGAAGCCGAUGGCGUAAAGCCUGUCUUCAAGCCAGCGAGUAGGCAAGAUACAGCCUCGGGCGAGCUAGCAGGUGUGAGGUUUGGUGCAGUGAGCAGUAGUGGGAUGGGUUACAUGGGUAUGGGAUCGUGGGUGCCGAAGCCCAUGGUUACUGGGUUGUCAGAUGGGCACAUUCUCUUCGCAAAGGACGUCAACACUUUGUUUACAGAUAUUGAUGGGCGAGCACUCGAAAAACGGCAGAUUCCAUGGGCUCUGGCACCUGAAGCGGUAGGCUACUCGUAUCCAUUCCUCCUUGCGCUACAACCGCCGGAGAAAGGUACGCUGCAGAUUCGCAACCCUGACAGUCUGACUUUACUCCAAACCAUACCUGUGCCGAGCGCCCACAUCUUACACGUCCCGCAAGCCAAUAUCAGUCUGGCGCAUGCUGGCAAAGGCUUCCUCGUAGCUUCCGAACGCACGAUCUGGCGUAUGAACGCUUUACCGUAUGAUCCGCAGCUCGGCGAGCUAGUAGAGAAGCAGCGAUUUGAUGAAGCUAUCAGUCUCUUGACACUACUGGAAGAUACCUUGAUUGAUGACAAGCUCGGACGCAUCCGCGAAGUCCAGAUCAUGAAAGCCAUCUCACUCUUUCAGCAGCAGAAGUAUCAACCAGCUCUGGAUCUCUUCACCGAUGCCGCCGCACCACCAGAGCGCGUCAUUGCGUUGUAUCCACGUAGCAUUACUGGAGACCUCAGCAAUGUGCCUGAUCCAGUGACUGAAGACAAUGGCAAUGCAGAAAUAGUCCCAGAAGGUGAAAGCAAAGCCGAUGAAAGCACGAACAAGGAGCCGCCUGUGACACCCUCGAAGGGCAUGCUAAGCAAGUUCCGGUCGACUGGUCAUGCUCGAAAAGAAUCAGACCCGGCGUCCAUUAAGACAGCUGCUCGAAUUGAUAGCGAUAAUAUGAGCAUCAGGCCCUUGAAAGCCACUCCCACAAAGGCCGCACCUGUAGCGGAUAAGCCGCUCGAAGGCGAGGAUCUCAAAUUGGCGGUGCGGUGGCUUUGCUCCUUUUUGGCGCAGGCCAGAAGGCAAAUCCAGAAGUACGUGGGAACAGAUGGAUCCUUGAAGCAGGACCCGCCCGAGAUGGAUUUUGAGACUGGUAGGCCUGUCGGCUUUGCGACUCUUCUACCCGAGCGCGUCUAUGGUAACAAAAGCGAGAGUGGCAAAGCUAGCAAGGAUGAAAUAAAGAUUGAUUAUCAUCAGGCCCUCCUCGAAACAGCGAAACUGGUCGACACGACAUUGUUCCGCGCCUACAUGCUCGCUCUGCCAUCACUAGCCGGUUCAUUGUUUCGUCUCAAUAACUUCUGCGACCCAGAAGUGGUGCAGGCAAGCCUGUACGAGAACGAGCGCUACGGCGACCUAAUCGACUUCCUACACGGCAAACGUCUUCACCGGCAAGCGCUUGAGAUGCUACAGCAAUUUGGCCAAGGCGAGGCGGAAGAUGAAGAUAGUGUGCCAGAGGGGAUGCGUGGACCGGAUAGGACGGUAGUGUAUCUGAAACAGCUACCGCCCGAACUUGUGGAGCUCGUGCUGGAGUUUGUGAAGUGGCCAUUGCAGGUUGAUGCGGAAAAGGGCAUGGAGGUCUUUCUUGCGGAUACUGAGUAUGCUGACAGGAUGCCGAGGAAGAUCGUUUCGGAAUUUCUGGAAGGUCUGGAUCGGAAACUUGAGGAGGAGUAUUUGGAGCAUGUUAUCAACGAACUGGGCGAUGAUACGAGGAACUUUCAUCAGAAGCUGCUAGAGCUAUAUCUUGCACAUCUGAAGGAAGUUAAGGAAGGCGAUGAGAAGGUCAAAUUGAAAGCGAGGUUGGAGGACUUCCUUUGCAAGAGUAAUUCUUACGACGAAGCUGCGACCUUUCGCCAGCUUCCAGCGGACAAUCCGAGUUUCUUUGAGUCCCGCGCUAUCGUGCUCAGCGCCAUGGGUAAUCACAAGCAAGCUCUCAGCAUCUACGUCUACCAGCUCAAGGACUAUGCCAAAGCCGAACGCUACUGCAACGACAUCUACGCUAAACACCUAAAGGCCGUCCGUAAUGACACUACUGAAACCGAUACCAAUCUUCUACAGCACGAAAAAGGCCUUUACGCUUUCGAGGCGCCAGAUCGGCAUCAUGCUCACAGCGAGGGAGACGGCGAUGAGAACGUAUUCGCGAUGCUGUUGGGUCUUUAUCUGCGUCCACCAAGCUCGGCUAGUGAGGAGAAGAAGUGGCCGCAGGCAUUGGAUCUGCUUUCGAGACAUGGGGCUAGGUUGCCUGCGAGCAGUACGCUUGACCUUAUGCCUGAUGAUCUGAGCGUUAGUGAGUUGCGAGAGUACUUCGUCGGCCGUGUGAGGAGUGCGACUAGUGCUUUACGGCUUAGCAGUGUAGUCCGUGGAUUGACUGGUGUCAAGCGCAUAGGUGCAGAAAGGACGUUGAUAGUUGGUGUGGAUGUGCAGGAUGGUAACAUGGCUAUAGCUAAGAAGGCAGGCAGGAACGCACGGGUGAGGAUUGGAGAGGAGGAUCAUUGUCGAGUGUGCUUCAAAAGGUUCGGAGCCUCGGCUGUGAGGGUGUUGCCGGACGGCAGUGUGGUACACUACAUGUGUGUUGGCAGUAGGCGGCUAGGUGAAGGUCUCAAUGUGACUUCGACGAGCGUGGGGAGGAGGGCCAGUGGGCAGAGAGGGUGGGGUUGA